Molecule: messenger RNA, 1422 nt
Organism: Cornus florida
Lineage: Eukaryota; Viridiplantae; Streptophyta; Magnoliopsida; Cornales; Cornaceae
Product: exocyst complex component EXO70A1-like
Exons: 1
Coding region: 1-1422 (473 amino acids)
Biological process (GO): exocytosis
Cellular component (GO): exocyst
Molecular function (GO): phosphatidylinositol-4,5-bisphosphate binding
Source: RefSeq, a predicted model, not a curated record
AUGGAUUUCUUCAAAUUCUUCAAAUUCCGUAGAUAUAAACAGCCACAGGCAACAGAGGCGCUAGAAAAUGUUGUCCCGGCAUCUGAAUCAGUCAUGGACGAGAUUCAACCACAGACGGAGGCACCAGAAAAUGUUGUCUCAGCAUCCGAAUCAGUCAUGGACGAGAUUCAACCACAGACGGAGGCCACAACGAUCUCAGACGAUCAGAGCAAAUUCAACAGCACCAUCAAUAUUGCUCAACUUGAAAACGACUUUCGAGUCAUCUUAAUCAGCCUCACCAGUCCAACCGGCAACAAUCCAAGUAAGUCUUCCACAAGCUCAUAUUCCGUAACCGAUAGUGGUCCUAGCUAUGAGGACUAUCAUUUUGUACAGUUGAAUACGGUGAAAAAAGAUGAUCUUCGCAGCAUCGCCCAGAGUAUGAAAUCUGCUGGAAAUCUUGAGAAGGGGGUUGAGGUGUACCAGAGUGUCAGGAAGACUUUCCUGGACACAAGUCUCCGAAAACUCGGUGUCAAGAAAUUAAGUAUGAGUGACAUUCGUAGUUUGGAGUGGGGAGCGUUUGAGGGGACAAUCAGACAGUGGAUGCAAGGUGCUAAGAUUUGGGUUAGUGUUCUGUUUGUGAGCGAAAAGAGACUUUGUAAGCAUGUGUUUGGAGGUCUUGGAAAUGGCAUUGACGGUAACUGUUUUGCGGGAACAGUUAAAGAUCCUGCAUUUCAAUUAUUUGAGACUGGUAAAGCAUUAGGCAUCUGCGCAGGCGAUAGAUCACGACAUCCGGAGAAGCUGUUCAGAAUUUUAGACCUCCACGAAAUGUUGGCACAGCUUUGGGAUGAUCUUGACAUUAUCUUUAAGUCCAAAUCAUUAGAAUCUGUUGGAAUUGUGGCUGCUGAGAUGCAGUCACAGCUUGCCAAAGCUGCAAGAGAGACUCUACUGCAAUUUGAAAAUGACAUGCUUCAUGAGCAGUCUCAUUUUCAGGAUCAGAGAGGUGGGAUUGACAGAGUGACUACAUAUGUUACGAAAUACAUUACUCAGUUCGCUUACUACAAUGAAGGUCUAACUAAACUGAUCGUGUCAAAGCCAGAUUAUAGGAGUAAUAUUUGUGGUGAUCAUAUGACGAUUCCAGAAGUGAAACUUGCUCAACUUGAUGCGUGUACUAGUACUCCAUUGGUGGUCCAUUUAAUUUGGAUCAUUGAAAUUUUACAAUUCAAAUUGGAGGCUAAAUCCAAGUGCUACGCGGAUGCCUCUUUGACUCAAUUAUUCAUGAUGAACAAUGUUCACUACAUUGUUGCAAAAAAUCAAAGAGGACCAGGAUUUGGGAGAGAUGGUUGGGGAGGAUUAUUUGAAGACGUUGAUCGAAAAUGUGCAGCUACGAAUGAAUGCCUAUAUGGGAUUGACUUGGGAGAGGGUCCUCUAUUGUCUGAGAGAUGA